CCGAAAUCCCCAAUCCCAUCCCACCAGACCGCCGUCACUCCUCCAGUCGCGGUCUCGCCGGUCACGGCUCCUCCACAGCCGCCAGUCGCGGCUCCUCCACUGCCGUCUCCUCCCCGCUCCAAAGCUCCGCCCCAGGUCGCCGUCUCGGCCCCGCAGGCCGCCGUCUCCUCCCCGCUCCGAGGUAGCAGGCCGCCGCCUCCGGCGAUCGAGUCGCGUCGGCCUAGAAGACAAUAAGCAUCGGCAGCCAUGUUCGGCUCCACCAACCCAUUCGGGCAGUCGUCCACCAACGCAUUUGGCCAGACCUCGUUUGGAACUCCGCAGGGAUUCGGCCAGUCUUCCACUGCUGCCAACAAUCCCUUUGCCCCAAAACCGUUUGGCAGCCCGACCACUACUUUUGGGGCACAGACUGGAAGCUCACUCUUUGCAACUACAUCUACCGGUGCCUUUGGCCAGCAGCAAUCCACUCCCGCAUUUGGUACAACAUCCACUGGUGCCUUUGGCCAGCAGCAAUCCACUCCCACAUUUGGCACUCCAUCCUCCUCUCCGUUCGGGAGCUCUACACCAGCCUUCGGUGCAUCCCCCACUCCUGCCUUUGGUGCGACAUCAUCUGGAUCUUUGUUUGGACAGAAGCCAAGUUUUGGGGGUUUUGGAUCAUCUCCUAGCCAGCCAAGUCCUUUUGGUAGCACGUUCCAGCAAACACAACCAACAUUUGGCAGCACCACUUUUGGUGCAUCAACUACGCCGGCAUUUGGUACGACGACUACGCCGGCAUUUGGCACCACAACUACACCGGCUUUCGGUGCCACGACUACCCCAGCAUUUGGUUCAACAUCAACGUCUUUAUUUGGUGCUUCUAGCACCCCAGCAUUUGGUUCUACUGCCUUUGGUACAUCUGCUACUGGUUUUGGAACUUCAGGGACCACAGCAUUUGGUGUGAAUAGUACUACUCAGGGUUUUGGAUCUUCAAGCACAAGCGCCUUCAGUUUUGGCUCUUCACCAUCUUUUGGACAAACAACAGUUUCCUCUGGUAGCACUCCCUUUGGAGCAACUCCAUCGCCUUUUGGUGCACCAGCUCCUGCAUUUGGCUCACAGACAGCAGCACCAGCUUUUGGGCAACCACAAUUUGCUAAUCAAGCUGGAGGAACCAGAAUAAAACCUUAUGCUCAAACACCAGAUGUUGACAGUGCUACCAGUGGUACUCAGCCUGCUGCAAAACUUGAUUCCAUCUCAGCGAUGCCUGAAUACAAAGACAAGAGUCACGAAGAAUUGAGGUGGGAAGACUAUCAGCGUGGAGACAAGGGUGGACCAAACCCUUCUGGAACUCCAGCAGCGGCACCUAGCUUUCCAUCAUCGCAACAGAAUGCUUUUGCUCCAACAAGCAAUCCAUUUAACCCGCCUGCGACAAACACAUUUUCAACAAUCAAUCCAUUUGCUCCUAAGCCUGCUCCAACUAGUACUUCACCAUUCAACACCUCAUUUAACAAUGCAUCUUCGAGCCCAUUCACAUCAUCCACUAGUACCACAAUGUUUGGGCAAACAGGUGUUUCUACAUUUCCAGCAAGUACUUCGCCAUCAUUAUUUGGAAAUACCAAUACUGCUUCUGGUACAUCGUCCUUAUUUGGUACAUCAAUGACGAAUAAUCCAAGUCCAUUCGGCACUGGCUCAUCAUUAGCUAACACUCAAUCAGCCCCACUAUUUUCCUCAUCAUUUGCUCAACCACUAUCAAGUACACCGGCUUUCUCCUCUGGGAGCCUAUUCGGUUCAACUAAUCCUGGCAAUCUGUUUAGCAGCAGCGGGCCUUCACUUUUUUCAACACCAACAUUUCAGCCAUCUGCCGCUGCUCAAUCUUCAAACAUGUUCUCCUUCCAACCUCCGAUUCAACCAGCAGUUUCUACAGGUGGAUUCCCUGGUUUUUCCAGCACUACGAAUCAGGCCUUGAUUGGACAGCCAACUAGCCAGUCCAGUAUGGUCAUGCAGCCUGCUCCUAUUUCAAAUCCAUUUGGGAUGCUUCCAGCAAUGCCUCAAAUGUCUAUUGGAAAUGGUGGAUCUUCACCAUCAGUUCAAUAUGGGAUAUCAAGUUUGCCGGUUGCUGAGAAGCCUCUUCAAAGUAGAGCAUUGUCCAUGGCGGUUCCUAGGCAUUUGUCACAGAGAAGGAUAAAACUGCUGCCGAGAAAAUAUAAUACAAUAUCUGAUGGCAAGGUUCCAUUCUUUGCUGAUGAUGAAGAAUCUCCAACACCGAAGGCAGAUGCUUUUUUCAUCCCUAGAGAGAACCCAAGGAAUCUGGUAAUUCGUCCAAUUGAGCAGUGGCCUUCGCGGAGAGAAACUGAUCGGCAGUCAACUUUGAAGAAUGCUACUGAUUUGAAUAAAUAUGAAGGUAAAUCUUUUGAUUACAGUACUGGAUUUCAUAUAAAUAGUCCCCAGCAAGGGCAUCAGCGUGGUAAGUCUGCUAUGUCACCAAGCAGCAGGACUCCUGCAGUGGAAAAUGACAAUCAGCAUGAGGCCAGGGCCAUGGCUCAGCAUGGGAAUGGCAAUAUUACUUCAGUUGAGAGGCUGUUGCCUAAACUUCCACGUGCAGAUUACUUCACAGAGCCUAGUAUAGAGGAGCUUGCAGCCAAAGAACGUGCGGAGGCAGGCUACUGCGGUUCGGUGAGGGACUUUGUUGUGGGGCGACAUGGCUAUGGCAGCAUCAAGUUUCUGGGAGUGACGGACGUGAGGUGCCUGGAUCUGGAGUCAAUAGUGGAGUUCAACAACCGGGAGGUGAUUGUGUACAAGGACGACAGCAAGAAGCCCCCUGUUGGUGAGGGGCUGAACAAGGCUGCGGAGGUGACUCUACUGAACAUCAAGUGCAUAAACAAGAAGACUGGGGAGCAGUACUGCGAGGGGGCAAGGGUGGAGAGGUACAGGGAGAUGCUGGUGAAGAAGGCGGAGGAGCAGGGCGCGGAGUUUGUGUCCUUUGACGCUGCCAAGGGAGAGUGGAAGUUCAGGGUGAAGCACUUCAGCGCCUAUGGGCUUUGGUGAUAUACAGUAAUCCUGAUUCCUCAGGAGUGAGGGAUGGACGAUGGAGUGUCUUGUAGUUAAAGUAGCGUUUUUUUUUGGUUGGUUUGCAUUGGAGUAGUGGUAGUUAUUAAGUUGCCCGCUUUACGCUUUUGUAAAAUGUCAUGCUGGGGUUCUGUCACCUUUUGUGCAAAAGAUUUGAGUUGUUGCUGUAAAAUGCUUGCAAACUGAGCUAUGCUGCUGAAAACUGCAGCAGCAGCAGCAGAAUCCGCCAUAACAGUAAGGCGUGUGCUACCUAUAAUUAACUAUGACUGCCCAUGCGCUGGUAAGCACGGUUCCACAAA
Sorghum bicolor (sorghum) is the source of this 3338-nucleotide messenger RNA. Its product is annotated as nuclear pore complex protein NUP98A-like. NCBI's taxonomy places the organism in Eukaryota, Viridiplantae, Streptophyta, Magnoliopsida, Poales, Poaceae. The transcript has 10 exons. The record is from RefSeq and is a predicted model, not a curated record. Gene Ontology annotation, biological process: post-transcriptional tethering of RNA polymerase II gene DNA at nuclear periphery; RNA export from nucleus; protein import into nucleus. Bases 247 to 3018 code for a protein of 923 amino acids. Gene Ontology annotation, cellular component: nuclear pore; nuclear pore cytoplasmic filaments. Gene Ontology annotation, molecular function: structural constituent of nuclear pore.